AUGCCCUCAUCGGCAAUGCGAUCGCAUAGCGCAGCUCACAACGAGCCAGCCGCGACAGUCGCGGCCAUGGUGACUGGCUCCCAUCUUUUAACACCAUCGCCCUCAACCUCAACUUACAGCACCAGCGGCGACAACCCAGGACCGUCAUCGAAACGACGUCGCAUCAACUUCGCCUGUGAUUAUUGUCGCUCGCGUAAAACUCGCUGCGAUGAGGGCCAGCCGUCGUGCUAUGCUUGCUCAGCCGCCGGAAUUCAAUGCGUCACCAGAAACCGCCGUCAACCAUGGCUUGAUGUUCGGCGGCAUGAAGCUGGUAAAUCGCAGCAUCGUAGUGAGGUAGAAGAGGCGGCGAGACAAGAUCGAGUUGAUUCCAAUUCAAUUUCGAGAGGUGUAGUCGCGUCAUCAACAUUACCAACUCAUGAAAAUAGGAGAAGUGCAUCCGCUUCUCGCCGAAGUCGGCGACAACAAGAUCAUGAAAAUGAGAGAAUGACUGCUAAAGAAAAUACUACUUCAUCUAGUACCCAGGGUCCGCUACAAGCAGAGAGUAACGCCGCCAGUAUCUCGAAUCCGCCUUGCAGCGAUCCCGGACGUCAAGCUCAAGGUACAUCAACCCACCGCUCUAGUAUCACACAGGGUGAUGAUGAUAGACCUGAGCUCAGAUCUCGUUUGCCUAUCAUACACGCUGACUCCGGGAACACGUCUCUCGACUUCAUGACCAGCUGGCUAGAUCUCGCACGUCAUCGUCUCCGGAUCCCUCGAUCAGGUCCUCGUCAAGCAGAACAGUCCGACAGCGACCCAGCUAAUGACAGCGGGGCUACACAAGAAGACUCGGUCUUGCCAGGUUUUCUGGGAACUUGGGAUUUCCCAGAACAGGAAGCAUCAUCAACCUUGGUUGACUGGUUUCUCGAGGGCCCAAACAUCGUAUUUCCUGUCCUCCAGCCAGACAAAAUCAGACAUGCAGCUCAUAUGGCAUACGCAAAUGGUCCCAAGUCUUUCACACGACAGUACGGGCUCGCAGUGCUAAUGCAAGUGUAUCUCGUCAUGAUACUCGGUCAUAGCUCAAAGCCUAACCGAGAUCUUGGCUUCGAUGCUGAGGGGUGUCUAGAGUACUCGCAGAGCCUUCUUGGCUUGAUAAUACAGCAAAGCACGGUUGAUGCCCUUCGAUCUGUUACUUUAUUGUCCAUGGCGCUACGGUGUCAUGAGAAUCUGGCUGCAGCGGGACAUACAAUGAGCCUAGCUGUUUCCAUGGCUGUCUCGCUAGGCUUGCCGAAACAAUCACCUCACUUGCCGCCUGGGGAAGAAAGACGGAAUGUAUGGAUGAGUGUGUUCUCAUUUGAGAAAUUUCUCUCUUUUGAACUCGGCAGAGCGUCACUCAUUGUAGAUGAUUAUCCGGACUUGCUACCUGGCUCCAGUCUACUAAGGGACAGGGAGCAUGGAAUGGAAAAUAGUGAUUCGACAAAUCAGUCGCAGCAGCGGCUACAGCAUCCCAUCUGCGAUAUCGUUCUGAGUCUGGCUAUGAUACUAAGCGAUGUGGGCAGACUAUGCGUCCAGGUUAGCCGGAAGGAGGACGACAAAAAUGAUGAAAAUGUUACAGAACUAAUAAGGGAAAAGGUCCGGACAAUAGGUCUGUCCUGUGUGAAGUUGAUGAGUUGGGCAUCGGAUGUCUGCCCGUCUUCUUACAGCCCGAUUAUGGAUAUAUUGUUCAAUUCCAGAACACAUCCGUUUGCAUCGUUCAUUGCAAUGCAAUAUCACAUAGCCAUGAUCAUUUUAACCCGCAACAGUCUUCUCAUAAGCGAGAGGGCCAUUCGCCUUUCUGUCGAUGUCAUUGCAAAGGACGAACCAUGGGAGUAUGCCGUGCGGAAUGGGCAGAGCUUAGCCGCUAAUUCAGCGCGCAAGAUCUUGCGUCUAUUCCUGGAAUCAUCGGAGAAUCAAACAUAUCCUGUACUCCCGAGCCUUGCUGGUCCAUUGCAUGCUAUGGGCGCUCUGACUGUGUUCGUGGUGACGCGGCAAAACUCAAGGAUGGCAACCAUGGACCGCGAGCUUUUAAAAGCUGCAGCGCUUGCAGUCAAGGAUGCAAACACCUUGGGCAGAGUGAACAGAGAGCUCGAAUUCGCUCUCAACAAACUAAACUCGUUUGUAACAGCGGCUACAGGAUCUCACAGGCAUAAUCGACCAAGACCAUCGCAGCGACCGGAAGCUGAAAGCUCUGCACUUCCACCAGAGCUCACCAAUAGAGAACAGGUUCCAAUUUCAGCAUGGAAUCCCCUGUGGCAAGCUCCAGAGCAUGGCUCCUCACUGGCUCAGGGUAGUGGAGAGACUUUUAGUGCAAUUCCAACCGGGCAGAUGAGUAACCUUGACAGUCACAACGAUUUGGCCUGUUCAGACUGGUGGAUUGAAGAUAGCUCUCCGAUGAUUAUGGAUGAGCUCGGAUGGAAUUGGGCCAACUUCUCUCAGCUCUUAGACGGCCGGGACAAUGAGCCCCAAAUACAGCUAUGA
Molecule: messenger RNA, 2493 nt
Organism: Bipolaris victoriae FI3
Lineage: Eukaryota; Fungi; Ascomycota; Dothideomycetes; Pleosporales; Pleosporaceae
Exons: 3
Coding region: 1-2493 (830 amino acids)
Biological process (GO): regulation of DNA-templated transcription; DNA-templated transcription
Molecular function (GO): zinc ion binding; DNA-binding transcription factor activity, RNA polymerase II-specific; DNA binding
Source: RefSeq, a predicted model, not a curated record